AUUUAGUCUCGUUUGUAGGCUAAUUGAUCAUGUGAAUGGUGAGGUUUGCCUGUUGGUGUAUUGGCGUGACUGAAAUGUUUUUUGGUGUAGAAAUUCAUUGACUAUGUGUAUACUAUUGGUGAGCUGGACUUAAGCCGAAUGAAGUGGUCUUCUUGUGUUUGAAGUUGUGUGAAGUAAUCCUGAAAUGGCUGUGGAUUCUAUGAAUGGUCGCGUAUUCGUCUUUUAUUCCUUGCCAUAGUAAUCAGCACGUUGAAAUCAUUCAGAUUUGUCGAUGUCCGUUCAAAGACGUAACAGUUGUUUGUGCAAUGAACUGCGGUCUUUUAUCGACGACAGGUUAAUCUCAUCAUGACUACUCACUUUGGUGAACAUCUGCAACCCACUGUGCUUGACUUAUCUAGUUAAGUGGGGAUGAAUACGUCUACACAUCAGUUUCGGAGUGUUCAGUUCGAGUUAAGUGUUGUCACAACUGAGCAUCAUAUAACUGCUGUUCAUUUUACACUUUUUUGCAGUUUAUCCUGUUGAAUCUUCUGUGUGUAUUCUGUAAGAGGCAUGAGUGUAUAGUUACAUCCUGUUGAAUUGAGAGAUGAUGAGAUUAAAAUUCCUUCAAGUGUUUAUUUAUGUUUACGCUAGGAAAUAUUAGCAUCAAAUGUGAUCCAGAGCUGAUUUGGUAGUUGAGAGGAACAGCUAUUUGGUGGUGGUGUGUCAAUCGAUGAUGAAAAUUCCCAGCGAAUCAGUGCAUCCUCACAAAACCAAUCAAUUUCAAAAUGUGGUAGCCUGACAGGAGAAUUCCCUAUAACAGAGGAAUCAUUGAGAAACCUCAUAGGGGACAAUAACAUUGCUGCCUAUCGACACUGGUUUCAUAUCCUUGUAGACUUCGAUGGACAACUUCAUUCAUCCUAGUUUGUAUUUGUGACAGUUGUAGUACUGUGAUUUCUUUGGUAUGGCAGCCAUUUUGCAGCAGCCAUCUUCACAUUUAUCGACAUUGCUGAUGCAAACAGAUGGUUGAAGGUGGCUGAUUAGGGUAGCAAUAAGGCUAUUGCUUAGUGGUUAGACUUUGUGACUGACGUUUAUUUGUAUGUGACAGAUGACUUUGACGCUGAACAGCAUCUUGAACUAGUUGUAACGAACCAAGUUUUCUUUCGACAUCCAAAAUCAUCGUGUCCAUGUUUCUGGUUUUGGUUAGGAAAGCCAUCUGAACUAUUGGCCUGUUAACUGUGAUUGAGUUAACCCUGAAGACGAUUUACAUUUGAAUGAGUAAACCUGAUUGGAGCGAUAGUGUGCUUGAUGUACAAAGAGUUGUGUAUACUUCAUUGUCAUAGAGACCGUGUGAAGCGCUCAGUGAUAAUAGUGAAAUUCAGAGGUGAUCAACAUCUACAUCUUAUGGUUUCACAGUUAGGACAGCGAUCCAAUAAUCUGGAGGCUAUGUCUUCUAGUCCUACCACGGAACUAUCAAUCUUCCAUUUUGAUGAUCAUCUCUUGAAUCUAUUGAUGUGCACGUAAGCUUUCUUGAAACAUAAGGUCGUGAGGAGAAGGCCAUAAGCGAAGCUGUUCACUUGGAGUAUGCGAUAUGCUAAAUCAGAGUUGUCGUCAGUGACACAACUGCUUACAAUCUGUGUCUUUAUUGUUUAGAAUUUGGUUUCCUGAAUUAAUAGUGUCUCGAUUUUUUGUGCCAAUAUUUAUGCUUGAAGUGAUGCAUUGUAGGCAUCGUGAAACUCAAGCGAACGUACAUAUUAGGGUUUUAAACAAAUGUACUGCAGUGAGGUAGUGACAGACGACAUCAUCUGCUGUUGAAAGCAGUGUUGGCUUCUCUGCUUAUAAUUGGUGCUACUGAAUGUUCGAUUCUCUCACAUUGGCGUUUGUUUGUAUCGAGAUGAUAGAGUAAUGGAUUUCAUUACAUGUUGAAGAGUUUUUUUAUUCAUAAACUGCCAAUGGAGUGGAAACUUGGAGUUGUAGUAUUGUUAGUGAAUAGAAGGAGUACAAGUAGUAGUGACGUUUCCUUAGUAAAGGGAAGAAAUACGAUGAUAUUGUCAGCGCGUAAAUGCCAGCAAACCAUGUUUGUGUGACCUAUUCUGUAGUGAGAUAGAGAAAUGUGGUGAUAGGGUUUUUGACCUCAUUAUUUUGAUAUUUGUGCUUCCGAAUGAAUGAGAGGUGAAAUAGAGGGUUGUCGGGCUUUUCUGUGUAUCUGUGUCUGUGGGUGGAUAGAUGCAGGUGGUACUUGUGGAGUGCACGAGUAGCUGAUUGUGUGUAUGUGUUCAUGCAGUUGGUGAAGAGAUUUUGUUAUGUUUGAGAUGAGGACAGAACUUUUGAGACAUGCACAGUCCUCGGUGUAGAGAUGAUGGUGCUUAACCGAGUGACUUGGGAAUCCUCUGAAUAAAAUUUGAAUGGCUUGUAAAACUACUUGUCGUAGUCACUGAAGUUGGCGUGCACAGCUGUUGUUGUAUACUUCACUUUCGGUUUUCCUAGUUCUAGAGGUUUGUCAAAGUCUUCAGUUUACAUGUGCCAUGCUUGUAGGAUUGUGAAUUUCAGAAGGCGACUGACCAAUGUGGCAUGGAUCGAUGCGAUUUCGACGUAUAGUUUCCAAAAUUGUAUUUCUCUUACCUUUACUGUGUGUAUUGGACUGAAUACUUUCUGAAAAUUUGUGAGAUAGCCGAAAGUAGAUUUUCGUGAAUGAUCAACUUAGCGAAUGGUUUGCGAAUUGACGAAUUGCACAGUGGUUAUUUGCAUUACCGAUAGACAGAUGAGUAGUUUGUGAGCAUUUGGAAAUGCAAUUGAGUGUUAGAAAUGGGGAGAUGAAGCGUUCAGUGUUGAUGAGCCAGGCCUCCAACGAGAGGAGCGACCGUCUAGUGUCAGGGUCACUGUGAUCUUGUCAAUGAGAUUGGUUUCUAACUAUUCACGUUGUUCAGCAGUGCGUGGGAAUUUUCAAGUUUUUAUUCCCAGUAGCAACCAUAUGCCGCAUAUUUUGGCAUUUGGAGACCACCUCUAUUGUGACUGUUGAGUAGACUCUUGAUAUUUACUCCUUUUGACAAUUAGGUUCGUACGUGGUUGUCUUGAGAAGCCGAUGUGAUGGACUUUGUGAGAUUGGUCAGCUGAAUAGAAAGCAAUAAAAUGUAGAUGUCAGUGUCGACUUCACUACCAAAUUUUAUGCUAAUUGCAGUGCUCGGAGAGUAUAAUGAGCAGUGCAUAAUAGGGAAGACGGUGUCCUACGUGAUAGGGGUUGUUUCUACAGUUCUUCAAUUGAAUUACUGGAGGCAUGCACAUACGUGCUUGCAGCUUGUAAAGUGAAUGUGAUGAAAAAUUGUUGCUUGAUAGAAGAACGUUUUUCGACUGGGUGAGAAUGACAAGAUGAAUGAGGUUGCAAAUUUUUUUCAUACACUAGGUCCACCACCAAGCCCUAUCAAUGUGAAAGCUAUCGUCAAUCCAGAGAAGGCUUCAAUCAAGGAUCAGAUGAUCGAGCUGACUUGGGAACAACCGAGUGAUCAAGUCUCGGCUGCUGGACCAGUCACCAACUUCUACAUUGAACUGAAACCGACAGAUUCAACACGCUGGCAAGAUGUGUCGGCCGACUUCACCAUCACUGAGCCACACUUCUCACUUCCUACUGAUAAGCUGCAAGAGUUUGUGAGUUAUGAAUUUCGUGUGACAGCGGAGAAUAAGGCUGGUAAGAGCAAGCCAUCAACAGCAUCGAAUGCAGUUGAGUUGGGUAUACCGCUGGAAUUCAUUCGCCCACUGGAAGAUUUGACUGUGAGUGAACUGACAAGUGGACCAGUUUCACUUGAAUGUGAGCUCUCUCGAGCGCCUCGUGAGAAGAUGCAAUGGUUUAGAGAUGGCAAAACUCUGAGUCGACUACCGGACAGAAUUAAAGUCGAAGAGUUGGAGGAUGGAAAGAUUCAUCGCAUUGUCUUCCACCCAUUGACUGAUGAGGAUCUAGGUGUUUAUUCUGUCAAAGUGGAGAAUUUAACGAGUGAAGCAAGGCUUGAAAUGAAAAUAAAACCAACACUCAAACUGUCAGAGUCAUUCUCAGACAAAGUCAUCAUGAAAGCAGGAGAGGCAGCCGUCUUCGAGAUCCCAUUCAUCGCCAGUCCGAAACCGAAAGUCGAAUGGAAAUGGAGACCGAGAACACGUCCCGACGCCGAGCUGGGAUCAGCUCAGAGUCCACGGUUCAAGCCUGACGUGGUGUCUGGACUGACGUCACUACCAGUGAGCAAGGUGAAACGUGAGGAUGCUGGGGAGUACAGUUUGUUGAUCAGUAAUGAGUUGGGUGAGGUGUCGGUGAGUAUUGAGUUGAUAGUUUUGGACAAACCGUCAGUUCCGCGUAAUUUGGCGGUGAGUGAGAACACUGGUGAGAGUGUGUUGUUCAGUUGGAGUGAGCCUGAAUUCCUUGGUCUUCCACCGGGUGUUGAUGUGAGUCAGAGCCUGAUGUAUGUGAUUGAGAUGCGUGAGUCGAGUCAGCGUUCGAGCAGGUCGGUGACGACGACUAGUGAAUUGAGCUGUUGUGUGGACAAACUGCAGGUGAACAAGUCAUAUGUGUUCAGUGUUGCAGCGAAGAAUGAAGUUGGUCAAUCCGAUUUUGUGGAGACGAGUCCAGUUUCAACGAAGUUGGAAUAUGGUAAGCUGGAUUUGAAAUUGUGUAGGCAUGAUUAUAUUAUCUUUUGAGCGCACUGGAUGUAGACAUCCCGUACUAGUUCGUUGGAGAUUGUAGUGACAUUAUUGGGAGAGUGAUCUAUAGUUGGUAUCAGGGUUUAGGUUUCAUGGAUUAUAUUUAGUCUCGUUUGUAGGCUAAUUGAUCAUGUGAAUGGUGAGGUUUGCCUGUUGGUGUAUUGGCGUGACUGAAAUGUUUUUUGGUGUAGAAAUUCAUUGACUAUGUGUAUACUAUUGGUGAGCUGGACUUAAGCCGAAUGAAGUGGUCUUCUUGUGUUUGAAGUUGUGUGAAGUAAUCCUGAAAUGGCUGUGGAUUCUAUGAAUGGUCGCGUAUUCGUCUUUUAUUCCUUGCCAUGGUGACGAGUAGUUUGAAGGUUUUGAUUUUGUUGGUACUUUCUUUAUUUAUUUCUUCUCUUCACGGUGUUGAAAUUUCUGGCUUUUACGUUUUCGUACGCUGCGAAUUUUUUCAUUGUUGGAUUUAGGGUGAGAAUGGAAUUUUUCUGGAAAUCCAUUUAAUGAGUAUGUGGCCAAUUAAUAUUUGUGCAAUGUGGCAUCUUGCUUACAUUCGAACCGUUCGACUAGGUUAAAAUUGACGAAUCGGAAAUUUUUAAAAUAUAGUUUUACUGAAGGAUUCGAUUGGUUUGAAAUUACUCUUUUUCUUUUGAAUAUUCCUCCGGUAAAAAUGAGAGUGAUCUAAUCCCUAGAGAGACGUUUUGUUUGUUUGGGGCAAGUUCUUCAGUGGGGUACUUGGACAAAUUCAACUCAUGGAGGCGAAUGAAUACCGACUAGGUGGAUUCGGCUAGUUCGUUUGCGUCGACGUCUCUCCUGAAACAGUACAAUAAAUUUGCAAUUUGUAACAAAUUGCACUGCGCAUAUUAACAUUUCUAAAAACCGAAUAUCUUUUAACUAUCCAGCUCUGUCGUCUACAUAGUGUCUAUCGGAAACGAGACAAUCAAGAUAACAAGGUGUGGUCUCUGGCUCAAAAUUGUCAUGAACCAGCGACAUAUAUUACUACUGUUUAGACCUCUUUGGUGUGGCUGACAAAAUCAGUUGGAGUGGUUUGUAACUGAUCCUGCUGUUCGGUAAUAGUUUACUUGGUAUUUUAUGACACUUUUUUGUCACACUUUGGGAUCUUAACCGGAUGAUUUCCAACAAAAACCUGUUGACUCCACAGCUGGCUAGUUAGAAAACUGUGUGGUGUAUGAAAUGUCAAAAUGGAUGGUGCGAUUUGUAAGUCAUUUGUAAAUUGAUCAUCCUGUCGAAGAAGUAUUGAACUAUGCAAGUGAAUCUUGAAAGUCGUGUGAUUAUCUUAUGAGGUAUUCGGAGAUAAAGUGUUAUUUGCUCGGAACAUAAUCCAGUAAAUAAUUCUAUAUUGCUAUGUGUUAUGUUGAAGCAGGCAAUCUAAUAUAGCAUUAUAUUGUACCAAUUUUCACUUUUGCCUGGAUCAUCUCUGUCUUGUCAGUAAGACUAUUUGACUAUCAAUCAUGACUGGGCAGCCAGUGUGAGUACGACUAAGCGGUAGUAACGCGUCACGAAUUCACAGAGUAGUUGGUAAAAAAAACCCUAUUGAUUGACGUAAAGUAGAAAUCUAGUCAGAAGUCGGCCCUCCCAGCUCAGGUGGUAAAGCAUCGGCAGGAAACCCGGUGGUCUCUGUUUCGAGUCCCAACGCGGUUAAUUUCACUUUCAAUCAUCACCCAUUAUCAAUACAAGUCUUCAAACCACUGCUAUCUCAGAUAGUCAAAAUGAUAAUUUAGGUUUUCUGUUGACAUGCUUGGUAUUUUUAUGGAGUAGCCCUCGUGUUGUAAUUUCGAAAAGUCUCACUUUUGAGAGAUUUCUGUUUUGGUGGAUGCUUAUUUACUUGCUGCGUCUUAUGCUUUUGUGUACUUACAAACUUGAUUUUCACCAAGCUUGGCAGAUGACGUUUGCAUUUUUGAAGUAGAUGCAAUAGUAUCGUAACUUGAGAAUAACUCGUCUGUUUUCAGAAUCGAUUCCACCAUGUAUUAACAUUAGAGUGUUAGUGCACUUGUUGAUUAGUAAGUUUUUGUGUUUUUUUAAACUGUUUUGCUGUUAUUUUAUUUUGAGGAAAUAACAGCGAGUUACUGUGACGUCGAGUAGACGAUAUUUUUGUACGGAAAUAACUCCCAUCUCAUGCUUCAGUCAACUACUUCCGUUUUCUCAUCAUACCUUCUGUAGAUAUACUUGUAUCCACUUUCAAAUUUAACUUCACAUAGUUAAAUGGUGUUAUUAAUGUAUUAAAGAAAAGAUAUUUUCUAUAUGGAAUGACGAUGGUAUUUUUCUUGAAAAAUCGAUUGAUGUUCACCUACUUAUGCUUCGUGUUACGUCACAUCACAUAGCUGACCGAUGUUCAGAGUGUUCUGGAAUAAUUUCAGCACCGUGUGAGUUUCAUUCUAUGAAUAUGUGAGCUAUAAUCCCUGCGUGUUUGGAAGAUCAAUACAAGAUUUUUUGAACCUUUUGCCACAUAAAUCAUAUCUUCCCUAACAAAAUUACUGAGUUCUUACGAAAAGUUAAAAUCUCAAGUUAACUCGUACAGAAAAGGAACUUGUUUACAAGUCAUACAGAUACAGCUAUUGUAUCCAGUGUUUUCAUACUUCUCUACAAAGAUGGUAAAAAUGUCUGAGUAUACAUAUUCAUGUGUGUAUUUUGUUUGUUGUAUUAACAUGCCAUGUGAUGUAUUGUAAAUAUGUACUAAAACUUGUUUAUUCUCUAGUUUGUGCAAAAUAAGUUGUUAGAACAUGUAGGAUUUAUAAGGUCAAUCUUUCCUUGUGUUAAUUAAAAACCUUGUCAAAGUCGACUGUACGUCACGUUGUAAAUUUAAUUCACCCUGAUUUUUAGUGACCCACAAUAAGGACAAAAUUAGAGUUUUGUUUGCCUCCGUAUUUGCAUAAUAAGCGUUAGUGGGUGAUGAGAACGAUUGUUAGAGUUUAAAGAAAGCCAGGUAGGGUUUCAGUGAGACUAAUGCGUUACCAACUAGCCUCUCUUCCGACUAACCAACAAGAUCAAACUGCUGAUCUGGUUUCACUUUCAACUACAUCAUCGAAAGUUUUGCUUUGUUGUCACUUGAACAGGUGAUAUAUGACUGUUCAUAGAUCAUCUCAAUGAUUGCAAAGCUAUGUAUACUCACCACAAAAAAAAAUCAGGCUGAAUUCGAAAUGAGGAAAUAUCAACUGAUAAUGGAUUGUUUGAACUAGAUGAAUAACAUACAUGGCUAUACAAUAACCUUGAGCGUCUCUCGAAUAACCGAAAACAGAAAGAGGCGCAAAAACGACAAAUGUUUAUUGUCAAGUCGAACAUUUGGUCUCGUUAAGCUCUACAUUUUUCUGGAAAGUCCUUUAGUUAAUCUGAAACACAUAUAAUCAUAUGGUUUUUCACGUACGUUCGGUACGCCACGAUUGGCCGUGAAGGCUUCCUAGGGAUUUUCAGGCUUCUUUGAGGAAUCCAGAGGAUAUUAUCGCACUCUAUAACUAUAACUGUCCGAAUAGUGCAUUAUGGUUUCACCUAUAGGAAGUAAAUUCUUUGAAUCAUCUUCAAAUUACGUUUAACAGGAGCAGCAUAAUUAUUAAACUUUGGAGAAUUCGCCUAGUUUGCAUUCUUUUUUUCUUAGUAUCAAAGUUUGAUAUCGGUGUUUCGGAAAUAUUAGUUUCCAUUUUGAAGCAUCAAGAUUUAUUUGUGUAAAUCUAAAUCAUCUCACUAGGCAGAUUAUCUCUAAAAACUAACCUUUAUAUUAAAAAAUCGCUUGUUAAGUAUGAAUGCCAGAAGUCAGCAUCAUACGCAUUUUCGACUACUUUGAUAAUAAGUAGCUAAACGUCAGACAGCAACUGUGAACGCUACAUGUAUGUACUGAAAUAUUAUUAUUUGCGCUAAAAUGUAACCCUUAUGUUUCUUAUACGUUAUUUUCUUCUGUAUGCUAUUUUGCCGAAUAUCCUACCAUAAAACGUCGAAGACUCUACCGUAUCCACAGCUGAGUUAACUACAGUUUACUUUAUUUACCCUGUGCUUCCGUUGUAGCCCGUUGAUUGCACUAUACUCAUAUUAUGCUACCUGACUCAGCCUAUCUUCAUUUAGAAUCCAUCGAAACUAAAUGGUCUCUUGCCAGUUUGGUAUUCAACAAUGAAUGCAACGCAAUUAAACUUAUUUAUUAGUUUCAGUACUACACGUUCCUCUUAGCGCUCACAAAAACUGAUGGAUUUCCGCAUAACAUAGGUUUAUUAAACGGAUAAGGUCUUUAAAGGCGUGAAAUAAGUCUGAAAUGUAGGAGAAUUAUCACUAAAGUUCCAUGUUAAUUAAGUUUAUCUGUUGUGGAACUACAUAUACUACAGUUCGCAAAUUCUACUUUGAAAUUACCGCUGCAUUUAUUGAUACGAAAUAUUCAAAAUGAUAUCACAUCUUCCGAUUAUAAAAUCUGUAGCUGUUGUAGUGUAUAACGCACAAUUUAUCUUUCUGUCUUUCACUCUGUAGGUCCAUCGUCUACUCCUGUCAAUGUGAAGGCAGUUGUGAGUCCAGAGAAGGCUUCAAUCAAAGAUCAGACGAUCGAGCUGACUUGGGAACAACCGAGUGAUCAAGUCUCGGCUGCUGGACCAGUCACCAACUUCUACAUUGAACUGAAACCGACAGAUUCAACACGCUGGCAAGAUGUGUCGGCCGACUUCACCAUCACUGAGCCACACUUCUCACUUCCUACUGAUAAGCUGCAAGAGUUUGUGAGUUAUGAAUUUCGUGUGACAGCGGAGAAUAAGGCUGGUAAAAGCAAGCCAUCAUUACCAUCAAAUGCAAUUCAGCUGGGUAAUUAUUCGCUGCGUUUAUUCAAAUGAUAAGGAAUGCAUCAUAUUAGUUACACCACGCACUUUAAUUAUGCCAUGUUAGAGUAAACAUGGAACCUCGCCUGGUUAACUAGUUCACUAGUUACUAGCCAGUCCUAAGCCCACAUAAAGAGGGAAGGUUGGGCAUACGGCUAGCAACCCUACCCCGUAAAACAAAUCUAACCGCUAAACAAACUUCAAAGCAC
This is a messenger RNA of Heterobilharzia americana, 9661 nucleotides long. The record is from the annotation of a GenBank genome assembly. NCBI's taxonomy places the organism in Eukaryota, Metazoa, Platyhelminthes, Trematoda, Strigeidida, Schistosomatidae.